Messenger RNA from Cryphonectria parasitica EP155, 1101 nucleotides. RefSeq lists its product as uncharacterized. Bases 169 to 837 code for a protein of 222 amino acids. The transcript has a single exon. The record is from RefSeq and is a predicted model, not a curated record. Lineage: Eukaryota; Fungi; Ascomycota; Sordariomycetes; Diaporthales; Cryphonectriaceae.
ACAAACCGCAACCUUCAAGAUCAAUACAAAAGAUCAACAUACAUAAACCUGAGAAGUGAUAUAUCAUUACAAACAAACACCACACACACAACACCUCACCAACACAUCCCAGUCUAAAAAUAACAACACCACCACCAACUCGCCCACAUUACUAUUCAUCUACCAAUCAUGGCCACCAUCUCCCACCACCAACAACACCACCACCGCCAUCAUCCUCAUCACCAGCAGCCAGCGGUCCACGAUUCCACAUUCUUCUUCGUCGGCCCCUUCGACGACACCACCUUCUGCCGCGGGCCCCAGCUCCUCAAGCCCAUCGACACCUCUCUCUUUACCAGUCAGAUCGCCGCUCUCUCCAAAAACUCCUCCCUCACCGCGUCGCCCAUCUCAGAGCACGGCGACUUCUUCUCCUCGGAAGACGAGGACUGCGCCGUCCUGGGCGACGAUGAGGCCCACAGCGAGGACGAGCUGCCCCCCUCGCCCAGGCGGCGUCACUCGGGCGCCAUGUCCAUCAGCGAGGAGGAGCUGCCCUUUUGCUACGACAGGGAGUCCCUGCGCAGGGACACAGCCGCGCACCGCGAGAGACACCUGCAGCAUACCAUGAAGGGCCGAGCGUCCACCUUUGCCGCCCACGAGCAGUGGGACAGCGAAGUCGACGGGCCGUCGAUGGCUCUGUGGACCCCCGAAAUGCAGCGCUCAGCUAUGAGCUGCAAGAGGAGACGGGUCGACAAGUCGCAGACGAUGCCUGUCCGCUCGAGCGCCCCAGCGAAGAAGGAAGUGCUACCGCACAGCCACAGCGCAGAGCUGACGGGGCCGAUGAUGGUUUUGUGGGGGGUCUAAGAAAGAGAGGAAGGGAAUGAGGAAUGAAAUGAAGAGACUGAGAGAAAAACAGAAUCUCAAAACGCCUGAUGCGAUGCAUAUUGGAAAACUAGAGGCGUUCGAUCUUGCAUUUCUAACUGGUGACGGAUUUCGGGGAUCAAAUUGUAUGACAGGCGUUGCAAGGCGAGGUUGAACGGGCAUGGACAGGCGUUUGGAACAGGACAUCAUCAUUACCUAUAUGAUCUCCACACAGACAUCAAUACUCAAUUCAGUGUUUACAAAGUA